Molecule: messenger RNA, 11055 nt
Organism: Anopheles stephensi (Asian malaria mosquito)
Lineage: Eukaryota; Metazoa; Arthropoda; Insecta; Diptera; Culicidae
Product: ATP-dependent RNA helicase dbp2-like
Exons: 3
Coding region: 453-3182 (909 amino acids)
Cellular component (GO): ribonucleoprotein complex; nucleus; cytoplasm
Molecular function (GO): ATP binding; RNA binding; RNA helicase activity
Source: RefSeq, a predicted model, not a curated record
UUUGUCUUCUCUCUCUGCUUUCUCUCUUCGAUCCGUGAAGGUGUUCCGUGAUAUGGUGUGAACAAAAAUUGGAAAAAUUUCAUAAUUUCCAGUGUCCCGUGCUGUAAAAAUCCGAUAAAACUACAGCCCAAACGACAGAGCAUCGGAAUAGUGUGCGGAAACAUCGUAAACGGAGAUUUACUACAUAAUUAGCAGAGGCAGACAGAGAGAGAGAGAGUGACAGAGAAGCAGUUAGCGUUAAGUUAGGCAGAAAGAAAAGAGAGAGAGCCAAGCGAUCCAGGUUUUCUAGACGACGGCCCCACAGCAGCAGAGUCCCAUUUUAUAUCGAUUGCGCACAAGUGCUUAGCAGAAUAAAACUUCCCAAAGCAGCCAUUUUUGCCCAAGUACCUGUUUUCUAAGCGAAUCGAGCAGGCCGCAGCAAAACAAAGCAGCAGAAAAGGCGAGAGAACAACAUGCAGUUCCAAGGCGCAGCACAACCGCACCAGGGUGGAUUCCGUGGACCUCGCCCGGAGAAAAACGAUUUCUAUGUUGGCCAGCCCGGCAGCAAGCCGCCGCACUUCAUGAACAAGCAGGGCCCACCCUCGAUUCCUCCGUUCAACGCGAACGCGUUCGGAGGCCCGAAACCGAUGUACCAGCAGAAUGCUAUUAACGGCGUUGGCCCGGGUGGGUUUAACAAGUUUGGUGGAGUGGGCGCCCGGUUCGGCGGCCAGCCCGGUACCAUGCCGAAGAAGGACUUCGGUGGACCGAAAAUGUAUGGACCGGGAGGCAGCAAGCCGUACGGUGAGGACAAGCCAUUCGACACGUUCGGUGGACCGAAGAAGUACCAGAGCACGAACCCAGGCAUGGGAAUGGGCGGAUAUGGUGGUGGCAUGGGAAACCGCAACGGGUACGGCAUGCGUUCGGACUACAACGGCUUCAACAAGGAUGACCGGGCAAAGAUUCAGUCGCUGAAGGCGAAGUACCCGGGUCAGAAUCUGAUGAAACCGAUGUGGGAAAAUCUGGAACCGUUCCAGAAGGACUUCUACGUACCGCACCCGAACGUGAUGGCCCGUUCGUCCGAGGAAGUGCAGACGUUCCGCGAGCAGAUGCAGAUCACCGUGAUGGGCAACAAUGUGCCGCAUCCGUGCCAGAACUUCGAGGAAGGUAACUUCCCGGAGUACGUGAUGACCGAGAUCAAGAAGCAGGGUUUCCCACGACCGACCUCGAUCCAGUCGCAGGGUUGGCCGAUUGCGCUGAGCGGCCGCGAUAUGGUCGGCAUUGCGCAGACCGGUUCCGGCAAAACGCUGGCCUACAUGCUGCCGGGCCUGGUACACAUCUCGCACCAGAAGCCGCUGAGCCGUGGUGAGGGACCGAUUGUGCUGGUGCUUGCGCCGACACGCGAACUGGCACAGCAGAUCCAGACCGUAGUCCGGGACUUUGGUACCCAUUCGAAACCCAACAUCCGCUAUACGUGCGUGUUUGGAGGAGCACUGAAAGGACCUCAGGUGCGUGAUUUGGAGCGCGGUGUUGAGGUGGUUAUUGCUACCCCUGGUCGUCUGAUCGAUUUCCUCGAGCGGGGCAUCACCAACCUUCGCCGCUGCACGUACCUCGUACUGGAUGAAGCGGAUCGUAUGCUUGACAUGGGUUUCGAGCCCCAGAUUCGCAAGAUUGUGGAGCAGAUCCGUCCGGACCGGCAGGUGCUGAUGUGGUCCGCAACCUGGCCAAAGGAGGUACAAACGCUGGCGGAAGAUUUCCUGCGGGACUACAUUCAGAUCAACAUUGGCUCGCUAAGCCUGGCGGCGAACCACAACAUUCACCAGAUUGUCGAUGUGUGCGAGGAGAACGAAAAGGAGGGCAAGCUGCUGAAGCUGCUGAAGGAAAUCGCUACGUCGGAUGCGACGAACAAGAUAAUUAUUUUCGUCGAGACAAAGAAGAAGGUGGACGAUUUGCUGAAAAACAUUGUGCGCGAUGGGUAUGGGGCAACGUCGAUUCACGGCGACAAGAGCCAAACCGAGCGUGACUAUGUGCUGCAAGACUUCCGGCAUGGCAAGAGCACCAUACUGGUGGCGACGGAUGUGGCGGCACGUGGUCUUGACGUGGAGGACGUGAAGUACGUGAUCAACUUCGACUACCCGAACUCGUCGGAGGAUUACAUCCAUCGUAUUGGGCGCACGGGACGCUGCUCGCAGUACGGAACGGCGUACACAUUCUUCACACCAAACAACGGACGCCAGGCACGGGAAUUGCUGUCUGUGCUGGAGGAGGCAGGUCAGCAACCGACGGUAGAGCUGAUUGAGAUGGCCAAGCAGGCACCGGGCGGCAAAGGGGGCCGACUGCGUUACUCGGUUCGUGGCAGUUACGGUGGUAGCAGCAGCAUGAACAGCUACCAGCGUCGACCACCGUUCAAUGGUGGUGGUGGAUUCGGUGGUCCGCCCAAAUACGGCGGCAUGCAGAACGGGCCCAUGGGCGGUGGUAACCGUAUGGGUGGAAUGCCGAACAAGUUCCGCGACGGUGGUAUGUACCGGGGCGAGAACAGCUGGAACAAGGGUCCGAACGGACCGGCAAUGAUGGGAGGCCCGGGUGGCUAUCAGUCCCACUCGCCCCAGUCACCGCAGGCUGCUGCAGUGGCGGCCGCUUCCGGUCAGCAGAUGUACGAGGCGCCGCAGGCACAGCUCCGUGCGUACCACCCGAAGAACAUCUAUCCGGGACAGUAUGACGACUACACGGCACUGUUUGCGGGCGGUGCGGCAGCAGCUGCUGCGCCGGGCGGUGGCAUGCGCUACUACCAGAACAAGGCACACCAGGGUGGUCCGGGAGGCAUGCAGCCAGGAUCGCAGCCGGGCGGACGUUACAACCCGAACGGCGGCCAGUUCAACAUGGAUGGCACCCCGAAACCGAACAACGGCCGUGGAACGUAUCCACCGAAACAGUACAACAAUAGCUACGCUACCGGACCGGCCAAUCCGAGCCAUCAGUAUCCGCAGCUGGCAGCGGCCGCUGCCGCUGCUGCCGCUGGGCAAACCAUUCCGACGGCGGCACCGGCCGGAUUCACCGGAUUCGAUCCUACCGGUGGACUGCAGUACCAGGCAUCGUACCCGAUAACGGCAGCGACCGCCACGUACUAUCCGUAUCCGGCGGCCACCGCUCCACCACCACCACCCCAGGCCCAGGCGGCCCCGGUCGUUCCGCCGGUACAGCAGUAAGGUGCCGGAACACACAGCAGCACCCACGGAAACACGAUCGGAGAGAGAAAGCAAGGUUAGUUUUUAGUAUCUUCCUUAUUUAUCCAAUCCACAAUACCAUUACCUAAAUAGUACGAUAGAAAUCGAACUGCACGGGAGGAAACAUUUUACACGUAUCGAUUUGGUUUAGUAGAGAAACACGAAAAGGGUAAACAAAUCAGUAAGAAAGUAUCUCACGCGUUCGAAGGAAAAGAGCAGCAGUGGGUAGAGGGGCAAACUUUGCCCCCCCCUUUUUUUGACAAACUUGCAGCGCAAAGUUUCUCGUACGUUAGCAAAAAGAAAAAAAAAGCAACCUCCCAACUAAUUAAUAUUAUUUCCUUCCCUUCACUAUAUCGUCUGCCGGAAGAUAGAAAACUUACGUUGCUGAAACUUCUGAUCGCAAGAAAGCAUACUAACACUAUAUACAAUAUAACCCUUUUGUCGCAAAUGAUUAUAUGAGAAGAUAGGCGAGAUAAUAUGAGAUACACAUUAAACUCGUGUACGCGCGCUGCUGCUGCUGGCCGCGGCCCUCCGUAUGGUUAAGAGAGAGAGAGAGAGAGAGUCUUUUGCAGGCUCGUGCAAAUAGGGCGAAGCGAGCCAAUGAGGCAAACAGCGAUCGCGAAGCGAGUAUAUACGAUAUACAUUAAUGUUUUGAAUUUUUACAUUUACUUUUCCUUAUUGCAACAGUAACAAAUGUUAUGCUAAACGAAAACAAACAAAGCUAUGUUAAAAGGCAAGAAGCGCUAAAGCGCGUUGCGCGCCUUUUACACGCAUAACUAGCGGGUCGGUUUUUGUUUGUGCGUGCGGACGAAAGUGAAAGUGAAACUAACCCGCGCCCUGAAGUACACAUCUGUUUUCAGUAGUAGUCAGUAGUGAGAAUAGAAAACAAUUUUGUUAAACGAACGGUCGUCAUUCGAAACACUUCCUACGAAAACCAACCGUGUGUUUGCAUGCAAACAAUCGUAUGCACGGGGGAACAAAGCGAAAGAGUGAAGGAAACAAGACGCGAGUGUGUAUACUCUCAAAUCCUCCCUUUUGAAUUUGCUGAUUGUUAAUAGUGGAAAAGCAUUUUUGGGCAAAGUGUGUAGACAAAACCAAUAGGUCCAAUCAGAUUCCCCCAUCGUCGGCUCAUACUGGCAACGAUACAGGGAGAGCAGCGCGGCCUAGGGCACAAGAUCCCUUUUUUUUCUGCUUUGCCUAAUCUGUGCUUGCCAGCAUGAUUGGAUCCGAUUUAUAGGUAUAACCUGGAAACGGGAUAUCGCUCUAGGAGGGUAUCCCAGGCAGUAUUCUUCAGAACGACACAGAACUGAAUCUCUCUUUUAAUUUGUUGUGACUUAUUUCAUUGGUUAAAAUUUAAAACAAACAACAAACACGUACAGCAAUUUCAAAGGAUCAAAAUAGGGGAAUUCUCUGGUAUUGUGAUAAGAAAGUUUCGCUUGCUUAAAUAAUUGCAAAGAGAUGGCGAGCCGCAUAUUUGUUGGAAUACCCACACAACAACAACACACAGCAAAAUGGGAAGCAUUAUCUUCCACAAUGAAAUGCAUACGUAUGCAGUAUUUGUGCUCCUAUCACUAACUGUUGGGAGAAAAGUAUAAUUUUUAAAUGCCACCAUGUUAAGAAAAUUGCUAGUCUCCUUGAUAUCACACAAAGGGGUUCGCCAGUUCGUUACAUAUAUUGCAUAUGUAAGCGAAUGUCCUGUGAGUGUGUGUGUUUUUUUGUUGGUCCUUUACCUAUUCUUUUCAAUCUGUUACGUUAAAUCACACACCCACCAAUAGUUAACGGAUACAUUCCUUUUGCACUCCGAUGUAUCAGACCAGUAGUAAGAAGAAACAUAUAUUCCAGCCUUCCAAGUCAAGUGUGUACCUGUUAAAUCAUCUCCCUCGGAACGAGAAUGUAGUGGUGGAACAGCGAACGCAUAAUGUUCACCUCGCGACAGUUCGACGAAUCUCUUGCAUAUGAAGUGAAGGAGAUUAGUGAACCAAAACUGCAAGAUGCUACUUAUAAUAGUGCAGCUUGUCGCCACACACACCUAGACACAACAUAUGUACGAUAGGCAUGUGUUACGUUCUUAACAUUGUCCUAUUUUUGUUGUCAAAACCACUAUCACAUAGCGUGUGUUGUGUGCGUGAAGGAAAAGCGUCUGACUCGAUGCGUUCGUGUUAUGCUUUCAGUAAGUCCUCGCGCAUUAUAUCUAGUCAGAAUGGCAAACAAAAGUCCCCCCCGCAGGCAGGUGGUGGGUGUGAUGUUGAAGGUAGUGUUUGUGACCACACAUGACAACAUGCUAUUUAGACGAUGCGAAUACGAAAAAGCAUGUGGAAGUAGCAGUUCAAUCAUUGCCCCAAAAACAACAUUACUCGGUCAAAACUAUACUUCACUCUGGCACAAUGUGUGUAUGUGUUGUGGCAAGUGUGGUGUCGUUAGGGCGGCUCACCUGACGCAGCCGAGAUAUAGUAGUGGUUGAUGAUGCUGGUAAUGGGGUGAUCUUCCAAGCAAACAUAGCAGACAUAUAAUGUCCUGGGAAAUUGACAUUGUUCAUAAACACACACACACAAACUACUAACAACACAAACCAAACAAAAUGCCUUCUGUAAACUGUGAUCGAAUCUCGUGUUCCUUAUUCAAUUGCUGCGUUUGGUGGUGGUAUCCAGAGCGCCGCGCGUUGCGUGUGUGAUUUGAAGGUGAUUUUAGCUCACAAAGAGGCACAAACAAACUGCACAUUUGUAUUUUUGUUUGUCUGAUAAAAUUAAAAAAAGGACAGGUAGAUGAAAUAUGAUUCUGCCCCUUGUCUGGACUGGGAGAAUAAUAUGGUAGGGCAGGCAAUUUUUGUGUUAGAGGAAAAAACCACACCCUACAAGCGGAAUGUAAUUGGUGUUGCUUACUUUACCGAAUUCUUCAAAGCAAAGGCCAUGGAAAAGAAAAAACACAGACAAUUUUACCAAAUAUUUGGACCUUUGAAGUAUUAGCGAUUAGGUUUGAUUCCAGAGUUUAAUUUUUUUGUUUAAUGUAUUCCGUGCCUGUGUGAGCUAAGGCCUAGCGAUCGUACACUGUGCGCUCUUCUUUACACAUGGGAGCCCCAUGCCUCUCUACUCGCAACAGCAGAGGCUCAUGUGAUAGACCUGGGUUUUGUGGGAUCGAAAGUAGAGGGGGGAAAGGGGGAUGGGAGUGGGAGAGAGAAUAUGGUGAACGUUGUUCCGGGUCGAAUAAGGAUCACCGAUAGACUGAUGCAUAAUGCUCCCCCCCCCCCCCCGCGGAUUCGAAUACACGCGCACACACACACACACUUUUCUUACAAUACUACAAAACGGUAGUAGGAAAACAAAGUCCUAAGAAACGAAUAAUCCCACCAACCAUAAAGUGCAGAUAGCGCAUUUUAUUUCAUUCAAUUAAGAACAACAUGAUCGGUGAAAUCAAGUAUCGUUAUGCUGUUAUGCGAUGCAUGGAAGAAGCAUACCUAGAGCAUACCACUUUUCUCUAAGCCACGGUAUAAAGCUGUGUGUGGAAAACAAGUGUUUGGGGGAGAGGGGAAAGGCGAAUAAUUACUGUAAAAGCAAAAAAAAGUAAUUACCGAACACGAAAUGCUCUUUGUUCGUUGUGCUCUCUUUUCCCCCGGAACCAGCAGAUCUCGCGGUAUGAUUUUAAAUCGCUUUACUUGCCAAAAAUGCAUUGCAAACAAUUGGAAAUGCAUCUUUAAAAUGUACGCUGCUCGCCUCUCUGUUUAGGGGGGGAAACACGUGUAUAAGGAUUCUAUCAUUUAGGUUUGGGUUAGCGGGGUUGCCCUUUUUGAUUAGCGAAACGAAACACAAGAGAAUCGAAAUGAUCCCAUGCUGUACUAUUGUUGUAAUUGGGCCAAUAAUCACCAUCACAACCCGGUCACAACAUCGCGUUCCACUGCUGAAGAGUAGGUGUAUGUAGAACUCUCUUUCAGCCUUUGCCACAGAUUGUCUGCGGACAGUAAUUUACAAGAGGCCGGAAUACUUUAAAAUGGUCCUCCUCUUGGUGAGUGCGAAACUAUUAACAAAAAUGCUACACUAAAAUUCCCCGCAAACAUGAAGCAUACAGUUUAUAACACAGACUCAAAAAAGGUAUUUUGAGCAACAGAGAAGCAACACGCAAUCAGGAGGGAAACCAGGGAUAGGGAAUCAAACGACAAGAAGAACAGAAAAAAUGAGAACAAAACUUGUCGUAAAAUUUGCAAAUCUUUCACGCGAAGCUCUAGAUCGAAAUUGGAAAACCACAAACCACAAAGUUCGACUUGAUAAGGAAAGAAGAAACAAACGUAGAAACUGAAAAAGAAACAGAAAAUUGUCAAACAAUCCACUGGAAAAAACGUGGAAGAAGAUACACACGAAAGGAAAGUAGUAGAAUGAAACAAGUCGUUUGAUAAAUUUGUCGUCCUUCUUUUGCUAAUUACAUAUAUCCCCUUACACAUAUAUAUUACAUAUUACACACCUACACACACAUUAUUUUUUUAAUCUACUAGCAACUAAGCAAGUGUAUGUGUUUUUUGGUGUGUAUGAAUACGCUAUGAAGAAACGCAAUGUUUGUUAGAAGAAACAUGUUAAACUUGAAAAUAUUAUUUCCAAUCACUCCAACUCCACCAAUCCACGACGAUAUAACAGCUGACAAAAUAGCGAACAAAUUUGAUUUUUUCUUCAACAAACGUUGAAAUGGUUCACCGAUGUUCGAAUGUGCCAGGUCGAAACUGAAAUAGGCUUGUUAUAUGCAACUUUAUACAACAAUUGCACGUUCAGUAACGGAUACUUUUGUACGGUGAGAUGGAUGAGAAGCUCCAAAUUCAAAAGUCUUGCUGCGUAAACAGAAAACUUUCUUCAAUGUUCAGCUAGAGCUGGUUUAGUGUUUCUCGAUGCACACAAACACACAAGUAACAAGUCAUUGGUAUUAUUGGGAAAAAAGCAUGCGUGAGCCGUUCAAAUAUAUAUAUGGUCCCACGUGUAUUAUAUUUAACGCAUAUAAUGAAUACGUUUGCGCCAAUUUGCUAUGGAGAUGAUAACGGAAAACACACAAAUACACACGAAUCAUAUUAAUGUCUUAGAUGGAACUGGUAGCGUUUAAAGAAGAAGAAGAAAAAACGGCUAAGGAUAAUAUCUUAUUACAGUGAAUAAUCAGAUGCGUAACCGUCGUUUCGUCACAAAACAGAUCGAGGAACAAUUUUUUACUUUCUUAUGAACUUUUUAAAAGCAUCGACGAUCGAGUGAGAGAAAAGCGCAAGAAACAGACCGACAGACCGAGUUGUUAAAUCGAAAGAGCACAGGACUCAUGGUCAACAACAGGAAACAUCAGCAAGAUGAUGGAUGGUUGGCAGCUAAAAUCGUAACGCACCAUUUUUCAGAAGAAAAACAAUCUAUCCUUUUGCACAUACUAUAGAGAAAGCUCAUCAAACUAGAGCUAAAGAAGCUCCUUCUUUUGGCAUGCGUCGUCACCGUUAAAGGUGUUUUUUGUUUUGUUUUUGUCUGUUCUUCUUCUAAACCCACAUUCAUUGUGUGCUUACGGUUAAGGGGUUUUGCUGUGUAGUGAUUAGAUUUAAGUUUUUCUUUUUAACAGACAAAAAUGCGAAUACACAAGUUGUUGCAUGCCCGCCCGGUCAGGAAAAAAUCAACCAAAAUCCGAUUGAUCAUCGAUUCGUGGAGGAGACAAGGCACACGUGUCAGGUUAUUCUAGGUUUUUUAAAAUUAAGCACACUUCUCUUAUAGAACUUGCAGCAGACAAAAAACACACACACACAGACAUAGAAAUUUAUCACUGAAUUUUUAGUUCGCUGUGUAGCGUUAAAAUCAUCCACAGCAACAGGAAGGGGGGGGUAGUGUCCUUCUUAAAUUCUGAUUCCAAGUGUGAUAAAGCAAAGCGAACAUAAUUCUCUUCCUUUUGCACAAGUCGCCAUUUUUUUGUUUUGUUCGCUAGGUAAAUUAAUUCAGGUUUCAUUUGGGAUGCACGAAAAAUCCCCCGAAAACUAUACGAUAGUAAGCAUUAUUCAGCACACUCUGGAAAAAAAACCAAUGAAUAUAGAGAAGGGUGUAUGCUUCUCAAACGAUUCAAAAGAUGAUUCAGACUAAUGAUAAAAAUGGUAGGAAGGAUAGCGCCAAGAGCUAGAAACACAUGCCAGAAAAUAAUGGGUCGCACACUACACAACACUUACACGAUGCGAUCAACGUGUUGCAAAAUAUGCGCCCACGGAAGUGGAAGGAAGGGACCGGACCCCGUUGGACAUUACAUCAAAAAACGACCCAGUGUGGUUAUAUGUGUGUGUGUAUGUUUGUGUAUGAUCUGCUGAAAAAAAAAGAAAAGAAGAAAAAACACACAUUACCAGCAAGCCGAGCGAGUGUUGGUAUAGCAGACAUGUAAAAGAUGUAUUUUGCAUGCAUAUAAACGGAAAAAGCGUAAGAUAUCGCCAAUAAUACAUUUACAUAGCAAAAAUGUGCAGAAGCGGAAGGGAACGUACGAACCUUUUUGCUUUUUUCCAUGUCUCUGAAUGAAUGAUGAAUCAUGCAGCGAACAAAAGGUUUUCACAAAAAAAACGAACGAACGGAAAAAACACAUACAAUUACUACAAGAAAAGCUAUGAAUCUUAACCAGUUAUUAAAGGAACAAAAUUCUUUACAAAGAACGCAACAGGAAGGAACACAAAGCGGAAACAUUCUCAAGAACCCGGAAACAUGAGUUGUGUUGCGUAGCGAAGAUACUGAUAAUAACCAUGCAGGAAUAAUAUGUUAUGUGAAAUUCUCAAAAGCAUAUUUAAAAAAAGCAAGACACCUAAGCGAAACAUAAAUAGUACGGAACACACGACACACCAGGCACCCGAAUUUGGUUGAAUAGGGGUGAGAGCCAUGGUGUUGUUACCUCUCUGUUCGAAUACCUUCGAACACGUUACAAAGAAGAAAAAAAAAGGAAAAAUGUCGUCGGAAAAGCGGAAAAGAGACCAUUUUCUCGUAGACAUAAAUGUACGUCUCGUUGAUCUCAAUUGGUUUAAUGUGGGAAAGAUCCAAUAUGAACGCGCGAAUUUCGAACGAAAUCGAAAUUAGCCCCUAAAGCAAUCCGCGCACCUGUGGAGUGCGUGCAAAGGACUAAUUGCUAUACCAGGAAAAGUACCUUUCCUUGCAAAAUGGUGAUGAUGGUGGUUGUUGAUCAUCACCACCCCCUAUUCGUUGUGCAUGGCGAAGCACGAGGAAAAUCGUGCAGAAAAAGGCGGCAUUCGUCAAUAUGACGGUAAAAGAGGCAAACGAUUUUUUACCAAAAUCCGCUGAAACAUGUCCAAGUGUGCACUAAAAUGUGUUUCGAAGGACAACUUUCUGACAAAACAAAAUGGCUGUGUUGUGUGUGUAUGGCGCGCAGAGGAAUAAACAGAUCCCCUGCAUACAUACAGCCGAGCAACACACCACUACCAAAUAAGCAGCACCGCGCUUCCUCGUGGUGUGCUCCUCCCAUCCGAGAGUGUGUGUGUGUUCCGAGAAGUGUUCCGUGUUGUUGUUUUUUCGUUCCACACAGCAGGGUAUUUAACAUAUUAAUAAUAACUAUAUUUUUGUGAAAACACUAGAGAACGCUGAAUGAGCUCGAGAGACGGGAGGGAGAGAGAAAAAAAUGUACCAUUGUGAUAUUUUAUAUUUAAAGUUAAUAUGUAACAAACAAAAAACAUCCAAAAACACACAUAUACACUCAAGAAAAAACCACGAACGAACGAAGAAGACAGAACAGGCAAACGACCGGAAAAAGGGGGGAUAAAUCGGGGAAAUUCCUAACAACUAGGAGAAAAGGGUGUGCAAAAAAAAACACAAGCCACGUUCACGUUUUUUUGAAACAGAGGCACCAAAGGAAAAACGACGGAAACACAGGAAAGGCAGGA